Messenger RNA from Saccostrea cuccullata (small rock oyster), 754 nucleotides. RefSeq lists its product as uncharacterized. The record is from RefSeq and is a predicted model, not a curated record. The annotation marks the transcript as partial. The transcript is spliced from 5 exons. Lineage: Eukaryota; Metazoa; Mollusca; Bivalvia; Ostreida; Ostreidae.
AUCAUUAAUAUUUUUUUUCUGCCAAAAGGUACCCGCUAAAAAAUAUAAAGGAAUUCAAGAGUCUGCUAGAAAUGUGUCAAUGUGCCCUACGACAAAAGAAUACAUAAUAAAACGAGCAAAAAUUAAACACUGUCAAGAUUUUUCCAGUUCCUUUGGUGAACAAUUAGAAUACCAUUGUGUGCUCAAUGACCGUGGAACAGGCUUUGUUGAAGUAUGUUCACCAGUGACCAAGAUAAUCGGUGAAUUUUGUGCUGAAUACAAUGAUGGCCUGGGAGGAAUUCAACCACAAAAACAGAAAAGCUGCAUGGGGACUUGUCCAUUUGUUUACAACUCCACGGCCUCGUAUAAAUAUGGGUCUGUGUGUUACAAGGGGUUAAGACAAAGCAAGGACAAGGACAGUGAUACGAAAGAUCCUAAGACCUCAACCACAUAUGUUAAUAACAUUACCCAAGAUGAGAAGGAUUUCUCUCUAUCCGAUAUCAACGAAACAAUACAUUUGCAGGAAAAUGGAACCAUCCGCAAAGAACGACAACAUUUUCAAUCUUCAAGAUGUGAAGGUUGCUCCUAUAUUGCUAUAUCUUAUAUAGCAAUAGCAGUACUAGUAUCAGUCUUAUUCAUCAUCCUUUACUUCAAACAGAAUUCCAAGAAUUCCAGACAAGCAUCACAAGAACACUCAUCGGAAAUGGGAAAGGCAAUCACUAUACCCAGUAUUCUGACUGCACCGCCACCCAUCAGUAUGCAAUGUAAAGAAAGG